CGAUCGCAUGGACAGUGGCAAGGGCAUCUACCUGUAUACCCCCGAAGCCGAUGUGCUGGCGACGCCGACGCCCAAGCGGCAGACCGAGUAUACGACGCCGACGCGCGACCGCCGGGGCUCCCAAGGACUCCUCAGCGUCGUCUCGUCCAACAGCAGCAACGGUCGAAAGGCGCCACCGCCCGAGAUGUACAACUUGCGCACCAACUUCAAGACGACACCCAACCACAGCGAGGCGUCGCUCCCGGCCACGCCACCAGUGACGCUGCUCGACUUUCACGGCGACCCGAUCAUGGAAGAAGAAGACAAGUCGUCGCCACUGCACCCGACGUACGCACGCAAGACGGCCGGUCUCUCGUCGUCGCUCUGGAUCCUCAUCGCAGCCGUGAUGGGCGUCGGGCUCGGCCUCGGUCUCGGGAAGCUCGAGCCGUCGCCUGACACGCUCGCGUGGAUCGCGCUGCCUGGUGACCUCUUUGUCCGCGCCCUCAAGUGUCUGAUCGUGCCACUGGUGUUCUGCACCAUGACGGUCUCGAUCGCCGAAGUCAUCGAGCUCAAGCGCACGUCGCUGCUCACGUGGCGGACGGUCGGCAUCUUCCUCCUUACCUCGUUUCUCUCAGCGUGUCAAGGCCUCGGCGCAGCGCUCAUCUACCGGAGUCUCCUCACGGCGCGCAGUGCUGUCCAAGCCAGCGCCACAAGCACGGGGCCGGUCGUGGCCUUCCAAUGUGCGAACGGGCUCUUCCUGCAUACGUACGAGAAUGGGUCGGUCGCGUGCGCGGCGGCGACGAAUGCCACGGCCAACGAAGUGUUUACCGUUUUGGACGUCAACGGCGCGCUCAACAUUGCCCAGCCGCUGGCCGCCACGAGCUUGUCGCUGACGCAGCAAGCGAUCGCCAUCAUCGACCAAGCCGUGCCCGACAACAUCUUUCAAGCGCUGAGCCAAGGCACGCUCCUCAGUGUGAUUGCAUUCGCGGUCCCGCUCGGUGUCGCGGUCGCACGGUCGCACAACAGCAGCAUGCCGGGCCCGAACGAGCUCCUCGCGGUCUUCCGUCAAGCGCGCAACGCGCUACUGCUGCUCGUGACGGGCACACUGCGCUUUACACCGAUCGCUGUGCUCUUCCUCUUGGCAAAUGCAAUGGCUACGUACACGAAGGCGUCGUCUUCCUUUGCGUCCCACGCCGGCUACGUCGUCCUCUGCUUCUUUAGCGUCGUCGUCACGCACGUGGGCAUCGUGCUCCCACUGGUCAUGUACCUCUUGAUUCGCGUCAACCCGUAUGCGUACAUGAAGCAGCUUGUGCCGGCGUACGUCUUUGCGUUUGGCUGCUCGUCGUCGAUGGCGACGCUCCCGGUGGCCGUCACGGUCAUUCACCAGACGCGCAAGGUGACGCGGUCGACGGCGCAGCUCAUCAUGUGCCUCGGCACACCGACCAACAUGAACGCUGCCGGGCUGUACCACCCGCUCAUGGUCGUCUUCAUGGUGUACAUGGAAGGCAUGCUGAGCGAGCUCACGACGCCGAAGCUCGUGAUCCUCUUUUGCAUCAGUCUCGUCGGCUCCAUGGGCACUGCACCGGUUCCCAAUGCCGGCUUGAUCAUGCUCUUGACUGUGUGGAAGACUGUGUUUCCAACGGCGCCGCUCCCCCACUCGUUUGUCUAUGUGGUCGCAAUGGACUUUCUACUUGGCCGCAUCCGCGUCAUGGUCAACGUCAACGGCAACAUGAUGGCGACGCGCAUCUUGGCCCACGGCCUCGACGAGCACUCGACCGACGAAGAAAAUAACUAUGCGUAACCUUGUGCGCAGUCCCUGUACAGUAGAAUGUACACAUAUAUCAAUGUAUCAAUGUAGUGUAGUGAAUCGAUACGUCGUCUUGUGGAACGACGG
This is a messenger RNA of Saprolegnia diclina VS20, 1873 nucleotides long. RefSeq lists its product as hypothetical. Gene Ontology annotation, cellular component: membrane. The record is from RefSeq and is a predicted model, not a curated record. The transcript has a single exon. Bases 8 to 1780 code for a protein of 590 amino acids. Gene Ontology annotation, molecular function: symporter activity. NCBI's taxonomy places the organism in Eukaryota, Oomycota, Saprolegniomycetes, Saprolegniales, Saprolegniaceae.